Molecule: messenger RNA, 690 nt
Organism: Beauveria bassiana ARSEF 2860
Lineage: Eukaryota; Fungi; Ascomycota; Sordariomycetes; Hypocreales; Cordycipitaceae
Exons: 4
Coding region: 1-690 (229 amino acids)
Source: RefSeq, a predicted model, not a curated record
AUGGUGCUUGGCGCCAAUGCUGCUAGACCGCGAAACAAAACACUGGCAAUUCAGCGCUACGGCACCGCACAGGUCUACCAACACGCUAGCCAUACCACGGUAGUACAGCGACGCUUUGCCAAACUUCCAGCGCUAUAUACCCCUAAAACCAAAAACGAAGUCGCUGGCGCACAAAAUGCCGUCGCCGAACAUGCUACCCCGUCAGGUGUGACACCGUCCGGGUUGCCCAAAUUAGCUAUCGUGGACAGAAACGGCAAAAUUGGGGGUGAACCGUCGGAUGCUUCGCUCUCCCCUCCACCCACGGACAAAGAUGGUGAGAGAGGCGCGCUUCAUCGCGAGAAAGAGCAUGGCGAUGCCAAUGUUGCUGCUACUCCGGAGGGCAGCAUCUCUCCAAAAACAACACUAGGUACUCCGGAGAAUGAAACUGAAGAGGCAACCUCACGACACAAUGGCGACGGACCAAGUGCUUCCCGACUGACAACCUUGUUGUCGGAGCUACAGCCCCUGCGUUGCUCGCCAUCGGCGGAUCAAGACAGUGAGGACAGUGACGGACCACCCCGCACGCGCGAAUCUACAAUCUCAAUGCCUUCUUCGUCCACAUCACCACCGUCAGACCGUGACGUAGUAUAUGUUGGGUUUCAGCCUCUGUUCAAGACUUCGCAGAUUCGAUUGCAGCUACUGCGGGUAUGA